Messenger RNA from Penaeus chinensis, 609 nucleotides. RefSeq names its product FMRFamide-related peptides-like. The transcript has 2 exons. Lineage: Eukaryota; Metazoa; Arthropoda; Malacostraca; Decapoda; Penaeidae. The record is from RefSeq and is a predicted model, not a curated record. The coding region runs from base 1 to 609 and encodes 202 amino acids.
AUGGCCGACAAACGGAUAUGUCUGACAACCAGCGACGAUGAUAUCAAAUAUGGCCGACUACCGAGUGACGAUGGUGUCAACUAUGGCCGACUACCAAGUGACGAUGGUGUCAAAUAUGGCCGACUACCAAGUGACGAUGGUGUCAAAUAUGGCCGACUACCAAGUGACGAUGGUGUCAAAUAUGGCCGACUACCUAAUGACGAUGGUGUCAAAUAUGGCCGACUACCAAGUGCCGAUGGUGUCAAAUAUGGACGACUACCAAAUGACGAUGGUGUCAAAUAUGGACGACUAGCAAGUGGCGAUGGUGUCAAAUAUGGCCGACUAGCAAGUGACGAUGGUGUCAAAUAUGGCCGACUACCAAGUGACGAUGGUGUCAAAUAUGGCCGACUACCAAGUGACGAUGGUGUCAAAUAUGGCCGACUACCUAAUGACGAUGGUGUCAAAUAUGGCCGACUACCAAGUGCCGAUGGUGUCAAAUAUGGACGACUACCAAAUGACGAUGGUGUCAAAUAUGGACGACUAGCAAGUGGCGAUGGUGUCAAAUAUGGCCGACUAGCAAGUGACGAUGGUGUCAAAUAUGGCCGACUACCAAGUGACGAUGGUGUCUAA